Messenger RNA from Oikopleura dioica, 1977 nucleotides. The record is from the annotation of a GenBank genome assembly. NCBI's taxonomy places the organism in Eukaryota, Metazoa, Chordata, Appendicularia, Copelata, Oikopleuridae.
AUGGGGGAAGAUAGCAAGUGGAGAUAUUUCAGACUAUGUUGCGUGCCAAGGUCGUGGUUUCUUGUUCUUAUUAUGUGCAUUGCUGCGUUCAUACAGGGAUUCGUCGUAAAUGGCCUCGUAAAUGUGACGGUCAGUCCGAUUCAGCGUCGAUUCCAGCUGAGCUCUGCUGAUAUGGGCUUAGUCGCCUCUAUUUAUGACAUCGCUAACAUCAUUGUUAUCUUACCAGUCACUUUCUUGUUCGCCCGCGCGUCGAAGAGUCUUGUCACCGGGCUUACCUUCAUGAUUCUUGGCCUUGGCGGCAUCAUCUUCAGUCUUCCACACUUCCUUGAUGACGAUUACACCUCAACUCUCGAUUUUGACGCUGCAAGUGAAAAUGGAACGUGUCUAACAAGCACGCAGCAAUGCGAAAUCGUUGCUGGAGUCAGUCAAAACCGAUUCUACUAUGGCUUCUUUCUAGCUGGACAAGCGUUGAAUGGGAUCGGAGCAGCAGCGUUGUGGACUUUGGGAACUGUAUAUAUUGAUGAAAAUCUUUCCCAAGAAGGGGCUCCAAUCGCUAUCGGAAUUUACGAAGGAACGGGUGUUCUUGGCCCCGCAGCAGGCUUCCUCGUUGGUGGAUCUCUCCUGUCCAGUUGGGUCGAUGGAAAAGCGAUGCAACCGGCUGAUAUGAAUCCCGACAGCGCUCUUUGGGUUGGAAACUGGUGGUUAGGUUAUGUAAUUGGAGGAAUUGCAGGGCUUCUGUCUGGCUUUCUGAUGGCCGGAUUGCCGGGAAAGCUCAAGGAUGCAGAUGCGAAACAGGAGCAAAGAAUUCACGAAAUUCAAAAAGGACAAAGUAGCAAAACUCACGAAGAUUCUGGCUCCGCUCGAGAUUGGUGGCGAUCUGGAUUGACUCUUCUUCAAAACGCGCCAUUCAUGUUCCUUAUUUUUACUGGCGGCUUUGAGGCUGGAUUUGUCUCGAUCACCGCCACUUAUGGAUCGAAAUACAUCGAAGAAGUUUACGGCAUUGAUGCGGGAACAGCUGCUAUUUCAAUUGGCGCCAUUGCCGUUGCUGCUGGAGCUGUCGGACAAACUGUUGGGGGCAUUUGGGUCGGAAAAGCGAAACCAACAGUCAAGAAACAGUUACUUUUCGGCCUCACGAGUUUGCUGAUUUCCCUCUGUUUCUCAUUCGUCGGAUUCUACCAUUGCGACGAAACGAUUUUUGCAGGAGCAAAUCUCAAGUACGACACCGUUCUUUCCUCUCCUUCCAAUUCCGACCUGAACUUCACCGAUUCCGACCUCAAUCUUGACGAUUUCUCCGCGGCGAACUUUGACCACUCAUGCUUCGAGAACUCCACUUGCCCUUGUUCACUCGAAAUCUUUGAUCCAAUUUGCGUCAAUGGAGUUAGUUACUUUUCUUCCUGCUUUGCCGGCUGCGAUAGUUCAAAUGCAACGGAAAUCACAAAAUGCGACUGUCUUCCAGAGCCAGAAAACGUCGAAGUGACAAUUGGAGCUUGCCCGAAUCAAAAAAAGUGUCAUUUCGCCGUCAUGUUGACUUAUGAAUUCUUGGUUCUUUUCUUUACCUUUUUGAAUGGAGUUCCGGCGACGAACUCGAUCCUGCGAAUGGUUCCACAGUCGCUGAAAUCGCAGGCGAUGGGGUUGAAUAUUGCUAUGUUACGACUCAUUGGCUCGAUUCCUGGACCCAUUAUCUUCGGAAAACUCAUUGAUAGUGUUUGCAUUCUUUGGCAACAAAGUUGUGGCAAAGAUGGAAGCUGUCGAUUGUACAACAAAAACUCCUUCAUGAUAACAUGGGUAGUUGUGCACAUUGUCUACAAAAUCCUCGGUGGAAUCGGCUGGGCUGGCGCCUAUUUCUCGUUCAAAUCAGAAGACGAAGUUGAGCAGCCGACAAACGAUUCUGCGAAGAGAAUCAGAUCGUCUCAAUUAAACAACUCUGUCGGGGUUGAUAACCCUGGCUUUAACGAUAAGUAUUCCGCAAGAUCAUAA